Molecule: messenger RNA, 1066 nt
Organism: Dioscorea cayenensis subsp. rotundata (Guinea yam)
Lineage: Eukaryota; Viridiplantae; Streptophyta; Magnoliopsida; Dioscoreales; Dioscoreaceae
Product: cyclin-dependent kinase inhibitor 5-like
Exons: 3
Coding region: 205-825 (206 amino acids)
Biological process (GO): negative regulation of cyclin-dependent protein serine/threonine kinase activity
Cellular component (GO): nucleus
Molecular function (GO): cyclin-dependent protein serine/threonine kinase inhibitor activity
Source: RefSeq, a predicted model, not a curated record
CUCUCUCUCUCUCUCUCUUUCUCUAGUGGGAUUCCCUCUCAAGUUCUGGCCUUGGUUUCUUCGCCGCCAUUCUCUCUCUCCGACCGAGGUCUUGGCUCCAUUGCGCUGCUCCUCCGCUCCUCUUCUCCCUACCUGGCACCUCUCCAUGUCCUCUCUUGAAUCCAGAGGAGCUCUGGAGAAGAAGAGAACCAGAAGGAGACGCACAUGGGCAAGUACAUGAAGAAAGGCAAGCCCUUGUCCGGUGAGGUCGCUCUCCUCGGCGAGCCACCACUUCCGCCCUUCAUCGGUGUCCGUACCCGCGCCCGCACCCUCGCCCUUCAACGCCUGCAGUCCUCCUCCCCUCCAUCUCCCUCUCCGCCCUCUUCUUCUUACCUCCAGCUCCGCUCCCGCCGCCUUCAUAAGCCUAAGCUUGCUUCUCCUAAACGUGGCCCUAAAUCCAGUGCAAAGGCGAGACCUUGCUCGAAGUCGGUGCCGAAGGAGGCGCCGGAGAAUGAUGCUGGAGUUGAGGUUUCGUUCGGGGAGAAUGUGCUUGAUUCCGAAACUAGGAACAGGGAUGACAGGGAAACCACUCCUUGCUGUCUAAUAAAGGAUUCAGAUAGUGCUAUAACUCCUGGUUCUACAACAAGAAAAACCAGCUCCACGGCCACCAACAAAAGAGCACAGAGCUCCAAACCUGGACACAUUCCGACAGCCUGUGAGAUUGAAGAGUUUUUCAGUGGAGCAGAGCAACUUCAACAGCAAGCAUUUGCUGAGAAGUACAACUAUGAUACUGUGAAGGACUGCCCGCUUCCUGGUCGUUAUGAAUGGGUAAAGCUGGAUUCAUAAACAGCAACGGUAGCGCAUCUUGAAGUAGUUGCAGUGGUGGUGGUGGUGGUGGUUGCCACCCCUUUGUCCCCAUCUCUGUUGUAUAACAAGUAGGUUUCUGACAAUCUGUAGACCUUAGUCCAGUGAUAACAAAAUCUAGUUUAGAAACCAUGAAGCUGUUGUUGUAUGUGUAUAUUUCUGCUAAUGGUACUGAAAAGUUUCAAUUGAAUAAAACCAUGGCUCAGUUUGAUGUCACUUUGCA